Molecule: messenger RNA, 2367 nt
Organism: Paramecium octaurelia
Lineage: Eukaryota; Ciliophora; Oligohymenophorea; Peniculida; Parameciidae
Source: the annotation of a GenBank genome assembly
AUGUUCUAUUAAAGUGACAAAAAUGAAAUACCAUUUAAUGGACAAUUCGAAGAUAGCGAGGAAGAAUCAGAAGAACUCUCUGAAGAAGACUCAGAUGAGGAUGGAUUGUAAAAUAGAAGAAGGAGAAAAAGAAGAUAGUUAGUUAAUAAUAACAAAAUAUUAAUCAUGAAUGUAUCGGACACUUAAUACGCUGCUGUUAAAUUUGUGGGCAAAAUCUUGAAUAAAUUUAAAUUGCAAUACACUCCCUACUAAGAAACCUAAGUAUGGGACUUUUGUUGGACUGAUAAUGCAGUGCUACCUGAAACUCUCGCACGAAUGUAAAGUAUUCUAUAUAUUUACUUAAAAUAGGUCAUUAGAGAAUUAAUCAUUUCCCUGGAAUGUACUGCAUAGCUAGAAAGAACUAUUUAGGCAAGAAUUUAAAUAAAAUGGCUAAAUAAUUUCCAGAAGAAUUCGACUUUUAUCCCAAAACUUGGAUGCUACCAUCUGAUAUUUCAGAUCUUAGGCAAAAUACUAAAAAAAUUAAAUACUUUAUUGUAAAGCCUGAAGCAUCAUGUUAAGGCAGAGGUAUGAUUGUUGGUUUUUAUUAAAAGGCAUAUUCUUAACAAAGUAAGUUGAAUCAAUAGCAACUGAACAUUGUGUAGUACAAAGAUAUCUGCAUAAACCAUUGUUAAUUGAUGGUUUAAAAUUUGAUUUUCGUAUGUAUGUGUUAUUGGCAGGUUGUGAUCCAUUGAGGUAAUAUAUAUGUAGUCUACAUUAGAAUAUACCUGUUUAAAGAAGGAUUAGCAAGGUUUGCUACACAACCAUACUAAUAGCCCAAUCAAAUGAAUGCUGAAGAAAUGUGUAUGCAUCUCACGAAUUAUGCAAUUAAUAAAGACAAUCCUAAUUUUGUAUUCAAUACAGAUGAAUAAUAAAUGGAUGUGGGACAUAAAAGAAGUCUAUCUAGUGUGUUUAAAUUGCUAUCCUAAUAAACAAAUAUUGAUGAAUUAAUGGCAAAAAUUAAGGAUUUAAUUAUAAAAACGUUUUGUUCAGUUUAACCAUUUCUGCAAUCCAAUUACACUCAACCUGACAAUUAUGCUAACAAUAUGUGCUUUGAGAUUCUGGGAUUUGAUAUCCUUCUUGAUAAUACAUAUAAACCAUAUCUAUUAGAAGUAAAUCAUACGCCAAGUUUCACUGCAGAUACUCCUCUUGAUGCUAUAAUCAAAAAGAAUCUAAUAAGAGAUACUGUUACACUUAUGAAUAUCAAUUUAAAAGUUAAGAAUGACCUCUAAUAAUUGUAAAAGGAGUAGAUGCAAAGAAGAGUACUAGGAAAAAAACCUAAAAUUUCAAAUGAAGAAAAGAAAACACUCAAACUUUAAGCAUAAAUAGAAAGAGAACAAUAUGAAUCCUAACACUUGGGGAAUUUCGAAAAGAUUUAUCCUUGUGACAAGUCUUAUGAUGAAUAUCUAUAGCAUUCAUAAAAACUAUAUGAAGAAUGGACAGGAGCAAGUAAUUUAGAAUAAUAUAUAUAAACCUUUAGAUAUCCGUAGAAAUAUUAAAAAAGACAAUUUUACUGAGAGAGACAGACUAAUAUAGUAACGAUAGAUAUAGCACUCCAUUACUGUUUAAGGCUCUGUUGAUUCUAGAAAUAAAUUAGAGCCCUCUAAAUCAUCCAAUAGAAAGAGUUUAUAUAAGAAUGUAACAAUCAAAAAAGAAAAUAAACAAAAUUUAAUUAAGUAUUAUUGAAUCAUAAUAUAUAGCAAAGUAUUUUCAAACCCUUUAAAAUCAAUGACGGAAUUACCUUAAUAGCAACCUCUAGAACAGAAAUUAUAAAAUAGAGAUGAAAAUGAAAUUGCUUCUGAAGACUAACAAAAUACGAGUAAGUUUUAAGAGAACAUCGAUAGAUUUAAAAGACCUCCUUCAUUUUACAUAUUGAAAUCAACGAAAUAAAAUCAGGAGUUACAAAUAGCAGACUUUUUUAACUAUAAAAGAAUCAGUUUUCCUGAUACUUCUCCUUUAUCCUAACCAAACACCUAAUAAGUAUUACAAAUUUCAUCUUAAUAAUAAUUAAAAUCCUCUGCUUAAAUGACAAGAAAGUUUUCAAUUCGCAAAUCAAAUAAAAGCAAAUUAAAGUCAAGUGAAAGUGAUUAAGAAGCUAAAAAAGAAAUGAUUUAAGCAUUUAAUCAAUUCUCUUAAAUUUAGUAAUAACAAUAAUAAUCAUCCUUUUUUUAAUCUUAAUAAUAAAAUUUUUAAAAUUAGUAACCACAACAGAAUGGUUCAUUUGUUAAACCAAAAGUGUUUAAUUUAAAAUUGUAACCACCUCACUUUAAAAUACCUUCUUUUCCAAUAUUAAUGCAAUAAUAAAAUUACUAUAAAUUAAGAUAUGAUUGA